CAAGGACUAGCCACGUGCAAGUCAAGAGACCAAAGAUCAUAGUGAACAUUUCGGAAGCCAACUUGGAUAUCCUUUGAUAUCUUGAAAAGUUUAUCUCCGAAACAAGAGUAGAGCCAGAAGUAUGAGCCGUUUUCAGCUUACGCUGACUAUUCUGCUGUUAAUAGCUGCCCAUGCUGCUGCUUUGAAAUGUUUCACCUGCAAAGGUACUGAUAAAUCAUGUGGCAAGAGAAAGUUGGAGGGCAAUAAGACCUUCUAUUUGCAAACCUGUUUGGCAGGGUUUGACAGGUGUAUGAGAACUUGGACAAAAGACAAAGAUGGCGUAACUGAGGUGUUUAGCUCAUGUGCAAAACAAUCUCUCUGCGAACAGGCGAAAGAACGCUGUGAGGAUAACGACCAGAAAUGUGCGGUUGGUUGCUGCUCUAACGACGCAUGCAAUGCAAGCUCCACUAUCGUCAUCAACAUUAUUUUGUUCAUCACGUGCUUUGGUACUGGCCUGACUCUACUUACGUGAUGCGCCAAAGACUAGAGCGAUGCUCGUCCUUUAUUUUUCGUAUUGAUUUAAUUUUUCUGUUACUUUUGACAGGUGGCCCAAGCGUGCUAUAUGUGAUUUCGAGAUUUAAAGGCCAUAAAAAGGAAUAUCUAAUAUGCUAAAUAGAUGAGUAUUGACUGGAAUAGUGCAUGCCAAAAAUUUCCUCGGUAUGAGCUCCGCUCUCAUGACUUGCGGUUGCCUCCACUCGAUGGAAAACGCUGUCGGAGAUUAUUCAAAGUUAAUUAAUUUCCGGUUGAGUUUUUGCUAUAAGGUGACAACAGGCAGAGGUGACAGAUAAUUUGGACAUUUGGGGAUGGACUGUGUGCGUUUGUCUCACGAUAGAGUCACUUUUGAUGUUGAUCGCGACGAUUGCCAGUCUUCAUCAGGCGAUGAGGUCGAUUGUUGACGUGUCGCUAUUUGUAGCACGUUGGUACGCUGCUAUUUGUGCAUUUCGAUCCUCAUUAACACCAGUAGCAGCGUACUAACGUGCUACAAACAGCGACACGUAAACAAUCGACCUCAUCGCCUGUUGAAGACUAGCAGUAUUGCAGUCGAAACGUUGCGAUCAACAUCAAAAGUGGCACUAUCGUGAGACAAACGAACAAAGUUAAUCUCUUAUCUUACACCACGAUGAACAAUAAACACAUAUUUUGUUACACAAUUUGGACAUUGAGGACAAUAUGAUCAUGUUAUAUAAUUGAGGGAGACCAGAGGGUGAGAGGAGUACAGUG
Messenger RNA from Pocillopora verrucosa, 1260 nucleotides. NCBI's taxonomy places the organism in Eukaryota, Metazoa, Cnidaria, Anthozoa, Scleractinia, Pocilloporidae. The record is from RefSeq and is a predicted model, not a curated record.